GUGAUUAUGGAUAAAAAGGAAACAAUAUAAUUUAAAAAAAUAAUAUUUUUAUAAACAACUUUCAUUUAAAGCACGAUUUAAGAUAGACAAGAUAGAAAAACCAUGAUUUAAAAUUAAAAUUAAAAAUAAUUGUAUACAAAAUAGUAUUAUUUUUACACUAUAUUUGGUAGGUAUCUGUAAUAAUUUCUAAAUUAAGUAUUAUUGUAGAUAAUUAUGAUUUUGAAUUAAUAUUUACACAUAGUUAUUAUACAUUUCAAGAAAAUAAUGUUAAAUGAUUUAAUUUUAAUUUGUAUUAUAUUUUGGUUAGAGUCAUAGACCAUAUUAUACUCAUAUGUAGACAUAGAUAUUAUACAUAUAUUUGUGUAUGAAGACAUGUAUAUAAUAUAAUAUGAUCUAUAGUUACUAUUUAAUAUGUAAUACUAGUAAAUAUGUCUAUGGUUAUAGUUUAAAAAGAUAAAAUGUCUGUCAGUGACGAAGAAGAUUUCAUUGGACCACCAAUACCUGAAGGAUUAAAAAUGGAGAAUGAACAAGUUGAAAAAUUAACUCGUUCAAAUGACAAUGAAAGUGAUGACGCCAGCGAUGAAAGUGAUGACGCCGCCGAUGAAAGUAAUGAUGACAAUGACUCAAAAAAGACAGUAAUUCCUAUAGAAAGUCAAGUAUCUUUGAACCAUGGUAUCAAAGCCGUCACUGCACUUUGUGUCGAUCCUCCUGGAGUGAGAUUGGCUAGUGGAUCUGUGGAUUAUGAAGUUAGACUUUGGGAUUUUGCCGGUAUGGAUCAAACAUUAAAAAGUUUCCGUACUCUGAAUCCUUGUGGUAAUCAUCCAAUAAAGUGUCUGAAAUAUUCACCAACUGGAGACCGCCUUUUAGUGAUCUCCGGUAUGUCUCAAGCCAAAGUAUUGAAUAGAGAUGGUCACGAGCUAUGGGAGUGUGUUAAAGGUGACCAGUACAUAUCAGAUAUGGUAACUUAUUUAUAAUACUAUUUGUUUAAACUUAAAUAAAAACUAAUAUGUACCAUAAUUCCUCAGCAUCAGAACAUUAGUAUUCCAAUAUAAAAACCAAUGUUUUGAGUUAAUAAUAUAGAACAUAUUAUAGAGUUAAUAUUUUAAGUUAAUUAACUAGAGUGUAGUGGACAAAAGCAUUAACUAUUUAAAUUAAUUGUACUGCAAUAGAUGGUGUAUUAAAAAUACAAUAUUAUUCUAUUUAUGGCAACCAACCACCUAUUAUUUUCUUGUUAAACUUAUUUAAUUUUUUAGAUACAUAAAAAUAUGGUAAUACAUUGAGGAAACUACAUUUUUUCCAUAGGAAAAAUUGUAUAACAUAUUAAAAAAAAAAUCCUAUUUAUUUAAUACUUUGUAGAUAUUGGGUUCCAUCAAAUAUAUUAAUUUUACUUAUACUUGUAAAAAUAUUAAUGAAAUUGAUUGCAUAUAUUGAUAUUUUAUUUGAAUUUUAAAUAAUGAAUACUGGGCCUUACUAAGAGAACCAGUGUGGAGCCGGGGAAAAUAUAGGACAAUAUAACUGUAAUAAAUAAGUUUAGUAUUAUUUGAUUCAAUUUAAUAAUUGAAUAUUUUUAUUGUUUUGUUUAGGUUCGUACUAAAGGACAUACAUCUCCAUUAACUUGCGGUUCAUGGCAUCCAAAAAAUAAAGAAGAAUUUUUAACUAGUUCAGAAGAUGGAACAUGUCGUAUUUGGGAUAUGACCACAAAAGAUAAACAUAAAAGUAUUAUCAAGUGUAGAGCCAAAAAUGGUUUAAGAACCAUACCAACCACUUGCAAUUAUAGCAACGAUGGGAAACUAGUUGCUUGUGCUUGCAGAGAUGGAUCCAUCCUUGUUUGGGAUACCAGAAAACCGAGUUUUGUUAACGCUACGUUAACCUUAAGAGAUGGGCAUUUAAAUAAUUCUGAUACUUCUUCUAUUGUAUUUUCUUAUAGAGAUACUUUAUUGUGUACACGUGGUGAAGGUAUUGAUGAAACAUUAAAACUUUGGGAUAUAAGAGCAUUCAAGAAACCUAUUCAUGUUGUUGAUGGGCUAUAUUCAAGGUAUGGUUUUUUGAUUAUUUUAGUAAUUAAUGGUACUCAAUACAAUUAUUUAAAAAUAACUUAAAUUUUUACAGAUAUUCUACUACAGAUUGUUGUUUUAGUCCAGAUGAUUCAAUAGUAGUAACUGGUCAUUCGGUACAACCAAAGAAAGAAUUAGGAGGUCAUUUAAUGUUUUACAAUACAAACUCGUUUGAACUUCUUGAAAAAGUCAAAGUUUCCGAUACACACUCCAUCAAAGUAUAUUGGCAUCCAAAGCUUAAACAAUUAUUUGCAGGUUGUGGCGACGGAACUGUUAAGGUGUUCUAUGAUAAGGUCAACAGUCAUAGAGGUGCAAUGUUGUGUGCUUCAAAACUUCAUACCAAAACCAAACAAAUGGAAAUGGUACCAACACAACAAAUUAUAACACCACACGCUUUACCAAUGUUUAGACAAGAUAGGAAUAAAUCAUUCAAGAAACGUAUUGAAAAAGACAGAUUGGAUCCAGUCAAAUCAAAGAGGCCAGAUUUACCAAUCAAAUCUGGUCAGGGUGGUCGUGUCGCUGCAUCCGGUAGCACUCUUAGUUCGUAUGUUAUUCGUAAUUUGGGACUAAGUAAACGGGUAGAAGAUGACCAAGAUCCAAGAGAAGCUAUUUUGAAAUAUGCUAAAGAUGCAGCUGAAAAUCCAUAUUGGAUUACCCCGGCUUAUGCUAAAACACAACCAAAAAACGUCCUUGAAAAGUCAGAAGAUGAACCAGAAGAAAAGAAAAUUAAAUUUGCAAUUGGUCAACCCAAAAAAGAAUAACUUGAAUUUGUUUAUGACAAGGAUUCUAAUAUGGCAGUAAAUUUAAACACACACAUUUGAAACACUAUAAUAAAAUUGUAAUUAUUGCUUCUAUGUGAAACAGAUUCAGUCUAAAUUAAUAACAAUAUAAUAAUGUUUUAUGAUAACAAAACAUCAACUCUUAUGACAAUUAUUGUUUGAUUAAUGUAAAUAAUAUGUGUAAUUGUGAAUAAUAAUUAUAGUUUUUCUAUUUAGUAACUAAAAUUAUUAUUAUUUGCCUACUUGUAAAAAAUAGUAAUUAUUAUUGUAAUAAUAAUAUUAUGUUAAAAAUUUUAAUUUUAAAUUCUUCUUGAUUGUCGUCUGAAUGAGCAAUGUUGAUGCCCUCUGGUCGCGUAAUGCUGUGUUCUACUGGAAACCGAAUCUCCUGUAACGACCAACUGUACUGAUUCUGUAACACCUCUAUUCUGAAUUCUGGUGUCCCACUCUUGACUUAAACGUCUAUAUCAAAUAAAUAAAACAAUAUUUUAAUUUGUAUCCGUAUUAAAUAAUGGAUGUAUCUUAAACCAUUUAUACCUUCGAGCCUUAUGGAUUAAUAAUUGUGUGUCAAUUGUUUCAAUGUAUUUACUUUCAGCUGAUAAUGCGGACUCAGUUCUGGAAACAUCAGCAGAGAACAUGUCUCUUGGCUAAACAAAAUCUAUGAAUACUAACUAUUUUUAAUUAUCAUAAUAGAUAAAAUUAGAUAGGUACCGUUGAUUGUGUUCUUUUAAUGUUUCGAUAAGGCUUGCGCAUAUAAUUGUUUUUUCUUUGCAAAGCUAGCCUCCUCGCUUCUAGUUUGUUUUCUUCUAAACAUUUGUAUACACUCAACAAAAACAUUAUGAUACUCUUUUACAAUAAUUGCAUUUACCGUUGAGGUCGAAAUGUUCGGACGAUUUAACGUCUGACUUGUCUGGUAGUAAUGAUACCUUCAUAUGCAUAUUGUUUGGACCAUCCACACUGACACACCAACCAUUUUCUGUCGCUGUAUGAAUUAACCAUGCCAUUUAAUUAAAUUGUAUAGAAUAAGAAUAUUUAUUUAUUACUAAACAAAAAACAAUAAAAUUUCCUGGGUAAAAUAUUUAAAACGAAUAUCUUUAGUAAAUAUAUAUUUAUUUAUAUAUAUUUUUUUUUUAUUCUAACAUAUAGAUUAUAGAAUGUUAAAAUGUAUUUGAUUAAAAUAACAAUUUAAUUUUAA
Messenger RNA from Cinara cedri, 4025 nucleotides. NCBI's taxonomy places the organism in Eukaryota, Metazoa, Arthropoda, Insecta, Hemiptera, Aphididae. The record is from the annotation of a GenBank genome assembly.